This is a messenger RNA of Arabidopsis arenosa, 890 nucleotides long. The record is from the annotation of a GenBank genome assembly. Lineage: Eukaryota; Viridiplantae; Streptophyta; Magnoliopsida; Brassicales; Brassicaceae.
GAGGAAGCCAAAAAUUUCAUAAUGGCAUAUAUACCUGCUGGGAUACGGAGUGAUAUUGUGCGGAGGCUGGGGAGGCAAGGCUUUCGAGAGUUGGCAUCAUUCAUUGCAGCUGGACCAGAUGGGAGAGAUGCAGUUUACGAGAGAGAGGUUUUGGAGGAAGUUGAUCUAGAUGAGUUCAUAUUUGUGAGUUCACUUGCUAACGAAGGUUCACUUUAUAGGCCAUUUUUAAUUAGGUGUUUGGAAGCCGGGAACACUACAGCGCAGUACGUGGAGGGAUUAAGACUGGCUGUGAAGCUUGGGCCUUCUAGACACAGUUUGGACCUAAUGAAAGGUGCAGAGGAAUACGUUGUCUAUGCUAUGUUUGCAUAUGGGGUCUUUUCUAUCUGUGCAGGGAAUUAUGAAGAGGGAAUGGAGUCAAUGUAUGUUUUGAUUAACCGACUUGGAUGGUUGGACUCCAUUGUGCAAAUAGGAGACACAGUGAUGGCUCAAAUUUCGGAUAUAGAACCACCUAUGGCCGGAAACUACAACGCAACUUAUAGGUUUCCUGACGGCGAUGUGCCAAACUGUAUCUACUUUGCAUGCAACGCGCAUGAUGUUUGUUUUGAUUGCAUAAGCUAUUGGUACUCCCGGAGGGUCCGUCAUAUGUGCUGAGAAAGCAUAAGCAGUACUUCGACAUGGCUAUGGCAGACUGUUUGCAACAUAAGUUUUUAUGAUAUCUAUGAGAAUGUAUUUUGCAAUCGUAAGUAUUUAUUCGGUUAUGUAACAUUAUGUAAUGUGUAUUCAACGAGAAUGUAUAAUAUUUUUAUGAAUGUGUACUUUGAUGUGGACUAUGUUGGGCAGUUUAGUUGGCAAUAGAACAAGGCUUAAGAAAAUAAAUGUAGUACACAGAG